AUGUGCCCAACAAGGCAUAAAAAAAGCUCGAGGGUUCUGAUUUUGUGGUAUUUAAAUACAAGUGUCAUUGGGGCUAUCGAUGGUACACAUAUAAAUGUAAAAGCUUCAUUGAAACAAGCUGAUAGUUAUACUUAUUGUAAAAUUGGUAAAAGUAUGAUUGUACAAGCAGUAUGCACAGAGGGAAAAAUAUUCACCAAUAUUUCAGUAGGAUUUCCUGGCCGCAUUCAUGAUGCAAGAGUAUUGGUUAAUUCAGAAUUAUAUAAACAAGUAACCGAAAAUGGGCAAAGUUCUCUAUUUUACAAUAAAUAUCAUCUGUUAGGAGACACAGCAUAUCCCAACCGAGAAUGGUUAAUCACUCCAUUUAAAAAUUAUGGAAAAAUAACACGCCGAAAAACCAAAUUCAACUACCUCCAUGCUAAAACUAGAGUUGCCAUUGAAUGUGCAUUUCGCUUAUUAAAAGGACGCUGGAGAAGAUUAUAUAUGAAUAAAACAAAGAUUGAAAAUGCUCCAAAAGUCAUCCUAACUUCUUACUUUUUACAUAACUUUUGUUUGGUAAACAACGAUUCAAUGAGUGCAAUUUUAACAGACUAUCAAAAAAUGCAAACACCGCAAGUGGUUAUUAGAGAAGACUAA
Molecule: messenger RNA, 633 nt
Organism: Metopolophium dirhodum (rose-grain aphid)
Lineage: Eukaryota; Metazoa; Arthropoda; Insecta; Hemiptera; Aphididae
Exons: 2
Coding region: 1-633 (210 amino acids)
Source: RefSeq, a predicted model, not a curated record